This is a messenger RNA of Hipposideros armiger (great roundleaf bat), 2312 nucleotides long. It is a transcript of the gene CHRDL1, whose product is annotated as chordin like 1. Gene Ontology annotation, molecular function: BMP binding. The record is from RefSeq and is a predicted model, not a curated record. Gene Ontology annotation, biological process: negative regulation of BMP signaling pathway; cell differentiation. NCBI's taxonomy places the organism in Eukaryota, Metazoa, Chordata, Mammalia, Chiroptera, Hipposideridae. The transcript is spliced from 12 exons. Bases 246 to 1832 code for a protein of 528 amino acids.
UGGGUGGAGGGAGUAGGAAUAAAGUUGUUGUGCCGGGGCGGAGAGGGGGUGCCGGCUGGCUGCUACUGCGCGCUCGCGGGCUUCCCGCCUGCGCCGAGUGGCCAGCCUCGCGGGCCAAGUGGGGAGCAGGCAGCGGGCGGCGGGCUGCGGGCGGCGGGCAGGUGGCCCCGGGCCGCCGCGCCCGCGCUUUGGCUCUGCCCCCAGGAACCUAGCGAACUGCUGCUCCCUGUGGCUUGAGGGCGGUGAUGUUUUUCCUCCCACCCACUUUUGGUUCCCCCUCCCCCCUCGCGCUCACUUUAGGCUCUCGCCACAACCUGCGAGCCCCAGACCUAGGAGGAGCGCCCCGGGGAGCUCAGAGCGCGUGCACGCCUGGAAGACGGAGGAGGCCAGUGGCCAGCUUGACUACACCCGGCCCUGAAAGUUUUGAGUUGCCUUUUGCAGUGGCCAAAAUGAGAAAAAAGUGGAAAAUGGGAGGCAUGAAAUUCACCUUUUCCUUGUUGCUGUUCUUUCUUUUCCUAGCAGGAAGCAAAACAGAGCAAGUAAAACAUUCAGAGACAUACUGCGUGUUUCAAGACAAAAAGUACAAAGUGGGUGAGAGAUGGCAUCCUUACCUAGAACCUUAUGGGUUGGUUUACUGCGUGAACUGCAUCUGCUCAGAGAAUGGGAACGUGCUUUGCAGCCGAGUCAGAUGUCCAAGCCUUCAUUGCCUCUCUCCUGUGCAUAUUCCUCAUUUGUGCUGCCCUCGCUGCCCAGAAGACUCCUUACCCCCAGCAAACAAUAAAGUGACCAGCAAGUCGUGUGAGUACAACGGGACCACGUACCAACAUGGUGAGCUAUUCAUGGCUGAAGGGCUCUUUCAGAACCGGCAACCCAAUCAGUGCACCCAGUGCAGCUGUUCGGAGGGAAAUGUGUACUGUGGUCUCAAGACUUGCCCCAAGUUAACUUGUGCAUUCCCUGUCUCUGUUCCUGAUUCCUGUUGCCGGGUGUGCAGAGCAGGAGAUGGAGAAUUGUCAUGGGAACAUUCUGAUGGUGAUAUCUUCCGGCAACCUGCCAACAGAGAAGCGAGACAUUCUUACCACCGCUCUCACUAUGAUCCUCCACCAAGCCGACAGUCUGGAAGUCUGCCCCACUUUCCUGGGGCCAGAAGUCACCGAGGAGCACUUCUAGAUUCCCAGCAAGCCUCAGGCACCAUUGUGCAGAUUGUGAUCAAUAACAAGCACAAGCAUGGACAAGUGUGUGUUUCCAAUGGAAAGACCUAUUCCCAUGGCGAGUCCUGGCACCCAAAUCUCCGGGCAUUUGGCAUUGUGGAGUGUGUGCUGUGCACUUGUAAUGUCACCAAACAAGAGUGUAAGAAAAUCCAUUGCCCCAACCGAUACCCCUGCAAGUAUCCUCAAAAAAUAGAUGGAAAGUGCUGCAAGGUGUGUCCAGGUAAAAAGGCAAAAGAAGAACUUCCAGGCCAAAGCUUUGACAGCAAAGGCUACUUUUGUGGAGAAGAAACAAUGCCUGUGUAUGAGUCUGUGUUCAUGGAGGAUGGGGAGACCACCAGAAAAAUAGCACUAGAGACAGAGAGACCACCUCAGGUAGAGGUCCAUGUUUGGACCAUUCGAAAGGGCAUCCUCCAGCACUUCCAUAUUGAGAAGAUCUCCAAGAGAAUGUUUGAGGAACUCCAUCAUUUCAAGCUGGUGACCAGGACAACCCUGGGCCAGUGGAAGAUAUUCACCGAAGGAGAAGCUCAGAUCAGCCAGAUGUGUUCAAGGCGUGUGUGCAGAACAGAGCUUGAAGAUUUGGUGAAGGUUCUGUACCUGGAAAAGUCUGAAAAGAGCCACUGUUAGAUGAGACAGACAGUAUGGGAUAGGGUAAAGAAAGAAAACUCAAGCUGCAGCUGGACUGCAGGUUUAAUUUGCUUAAGUCAACAGUGCCCUAAAACCCAAACUCAAAUGCAGUUAAUUAUUUACGCCAUGCACAGCAUAAUUUGCUCCUUUAUGUGGAGUGGUGUGUCAGCCCUUAAACAUCUCCUCCAAAAACACUAGAAGAGUCUUGAAUUAUUUGUGGGAGGCAGAGGGAUAGAACACCAUAACUCUGCUCUAGUUUCUGGGAGAAUCACAUUUCUUUACAGGUUAAAGAGUAAACAAAACCCUAGGGUUUCUAUCAAGAAAGUCAUUCCAGUGAAAGAAAGAGAAAGGAAUUGCUUCUUAGUAGGAGUUCUGUAGUACAAGGAAAUAUUUGUAUGAAAUUAUAGUCUUAAAAUUUUAGAAUGCUUUAUGUUUUAAAAAAAAUUAACUCCCUACACACACACACACACACACACACAC